AUGAAGGACAAGGACAAGGACAACGACAAGGACAAGGACAACGACAAGGACAAGGACAAGGACAAGGACAAGGACAAGGACAAGGACAAGGACAAGGAGGAGGAGGAGGAGGAGCAGGAGGAGCUCAGCAGGAGAUUUUACCCACCGCAACACAUCGAUCAGCACGAUACGGGAGCACCACCACACUACAUUAACUAUACAAAACUCAUAUCAGCUGUCACGACAUCCACGCAUCCACAUAUACCCUGGCGAUGA
This is a messenger RNA of Lithohypha guttulata, 255 nucleotides long. RefSeq lists its product as uncharacterized. NCBI's taxonomy places the organism in Eukaryota, Fungi, Ascomycota, Eurotiomycetes, Chaetothyriales, Trichomeriaceae. The coding region runs from base 1 to 255 and encodes 84 amino acids. The record is from RefSeq and is a predicted model, not a curated record. The transcript has a single exon.